This is a messenger RNA of Blepharisma stoltei, 426 nucleotides long. The record is from the annotation of a GenBank genome assembly. NCBI's taxonomy places the organism in Eukaryota, Ciliophora, Heterotrichea, Heterotrichida, Blepharismidae.
AUGGGAACUAGAAAAUUAGCGGGAAAAUUGCUCCUAGCAGCAAUCCUCUUAGUUUUAGGUUCAAGAAUGCUUACAAACCCUGAACACUAUACUACUGAAUGAAAGGCCGGUCUAAAUCAUUACUUUUCCCACACUUCUUUUUAUCCAGACGCAACAACGGCAGUAAGACUAUACGGUGGGUCUAUCCUCUUAUCAACAAUUUUGCUCCUAUUAAAAUUCGAAGAAGUCAGCUGUAUUUUAUUAUUCCUGCUUUCAUUAUCAACUUGGUCAAUCUAUAACCCAUUUUACGCUUCUGAAGAAUGAAUAUUUCAAAUGUCUUUAUCGAAUAUUGGAUUAAUUUCAGCAUUACUAAUUCUUAUGGAAGAAACUUGGGGUAAAAUUGAUGCCAUGAUAAGAAGGCUUAGAUUAAGGAUUUUAAAUAAAUAA